AUGUACCCACAGUACUCGCUGUACCCACUAUACCCACAGUACUCGCUGUACCCACUAUACCCACAGUACUCGCUGUACCCACUAUACCCACAGUACUCGCUGUACCCACAGUACUCGCUGUACCCACUAUACCCACAGUACUCGCUGUACCCACUAUACCCACAGUACUCGCUGUACCCACUGUACCCACAGUACUCGAUGUACCCACUAUACCCACAGUACUCGCUGUACCCGCUGUACCCACUGUACUCGAUGUACCCACAGUACUCGCUGUACCCACUAUACCCACAGUACUCGCUGUACCCACUGUACCCACAGUACCCGCUGUACCCACUGUACCCACAGUACUCGCUGUACCCACUAUACCCACAGUACCCGCUGUACCCACUAUACCCACAGUACCCACUGUACCCACAGUACCCGCUGUACCCACAGCACUCGCUGUACCCACUGUACCCACAGUACCCGCUGUACCCACAGUACUCGCUGUACCCACUAUACCCACAGUACCCACUGUACCCACAGUACCCGCUGUACCCACAGUACCCACUGUACCCACAGUACCCACUGUACCCGCUGUACCCACAGCACUCGCUGUACCCACUGUACCCACAGUACCCGCUGUACCCACUGUACCCACAGUACUCGCUGUACCCACUAUACCCACAGUACCCACUGUACCCACAGUACUCGCUGUACCCACUAUACCCACAGUACCCACUGUACCCACAGUACCCGCUGUACCCACAGCACUCGCUGUACCCACUGUACCCACAGUACUCGCUGUACCCACAGUACUCGCUGUACCCACUAUACCCACAGUACUCGCUGUACCCACUGCCUGGUGACCAGAUUCACUCAGUCUCUGUAACCUGCCAUCCUACCACCAUGGAGCUCAGGAUUAAAUCCGAUCUUUUCCAGACUGGAUUCCCAGUGAAACCUGAAGAUCUGAGACUGGGACCAGGUGGAUCAGGAUGUGGUGUUGAAGUUACACCUGAUCACUUCAUCAUCCAGGUUCCUCUGACUGACUGCAACACUCACUACUGGGUAACUGAGAAUGCUCUGGUUUACAGUAAUUUGCUGGUUUAUUCUCCUACUCCAUCUCCUGAAGGUCUGAUUCGAUCAGAGGUGGUCACCGUACCUGUGGAAUGUCGAUAUUCCAGGAGGUUUGGUGUUGACAGUGACUUGGUGGCACCGGCGUGGAUCCCUCACCAGAGUGCUUAUUCAGCUCAGCAGAGUCUCCAGUUCAGUCUCCACCUCAUGAGCCGUGAUUGGAGGGGAGGGCGAGAGUCGAGCGUGUACUUCCUGGGUGACGUGAUUAAUAUGGAAGCGUCUGUGUUCACGUCUCAGAUGGAACUGAAGGUUUAUAUAGAGAGUUGUGUUGCUACCACCUCACCAGAAAUUCAUUCACUUCCUAGUUACAAGUUUAUAGAUAACGGGUGUUUUACAGAUGGAGGGCAGGUGGGUUCGAGGUCUCGUUUCCUACCCAGAAUGCACCUUAAUAAACUACAGUUAGAGCUGGAUGCUUUUGUCUUCCACCAGGUGGACAGUUCUCAGAUCUACAUCAGCUGUGUGCUGAGAGCAAAUCUACUGAACCAUCUGAGCUCCUCCACCAACCGAGCGUGUUCCUUCAUCAACAACAGGUGGAGAUCUGCAGAUCGUGAUGGGGUGUGUGAAGUCUGCCAAGGUGGAGAUUUGAUGCAGGUGAAUCCGGAGCUCCCAGCCAAACUGAACCGAGAGGGAUCAGAUGAGCUUUCAGUGACACAUCUGGAUCCUUCAGCAGAUUCAGUUCCGGUGGAAUCUGCUGUUUCACGACUCAGAACAUCUGGGAACAGCUGGAUCAACACAGCAGGACCUUUAAAUGAUAACAGAGUGAAGGAGAAAUUAGAUCUACGGCAGGAGGCGAGUGUUGGCCCUUUGUCUCUCGCUACAAGGAGGAAUGAGCGGGUGAUGACGUCGCCUCCUAUAAUCAGGGACAGGGUUCGAGUUGCAUCACCAAACAUGAACAUAUCAAGACGGAUCAAAGGAAACGACCCUCACAGUCUAACAGAAACAGACAUAAUGAAGACAACAGUUUCUGAAUCAGAUGCUGCGGAGAUGUUCUCCACACCUGAACCGGGGCUCAUUAAUCAGCUGUUUAAGAUCCAGCCACCAGUGUUGGAUGUAAUGAUUCAGCCUCCUCCUGAAACCCUCGUGGAUGCAGGUACACACUGGAAUCGACUGGAGAACACUGUGGAUCUUGAUCUUCCUGUUGGUGCAUCAUCGUUACACCUUGCAUUAAACCCCACACAGCAGAUGAUCAAUGAUGAGAGUGCAACAUUAAAUUCAGUCCCAGUUCAUGCUCUACAACCCCAGUCAGACCCAGCAUGGGUGUAACAUGAUUGACUAUCAGUUUGAGAAAUAAAUCUUCCAAACUGAA
This is a messenger RNA of Trichomycterus rosablanca, 2419 nucleotides long. RefSeq lists its product as uncharacterized. The record is from RefSeq and is a predicted model, not a curated record. The transcript is spliced from 11 exons. Bases 1 to 2376 code for a protein of 791 amino acids. Lineage: Eukaryota; Metazoa; Chordata; Actinopteri; Siluriformes; Trichomycteridae.